Molecule: messenger RNA, 1520 nt
Organism: Didymella exigua CBS 183.55
Lineage: Eukaryota; Fungi; Ascomycota; Dothideomycetes; Pleosporales; Didymellaceae
Product: YWTD domain-containing protein
Exons: 1
Coding region: 198-1115 (305 amino acids)
Source: RefSeq, a predicted model, not a curated record
AGCUCGACCAAGACGUCGCGACUCGCUCGCCGACACACUGGUAGACCGGUGAUGAUAGCCUCGGCAGGGAACAUGUAGCUGCAGGAUGGAGACUCGCACCCGAACGACGCAUCCCAGCGCCAGUCCUGGUUGAUGCACGUCGAUAGCACUCAUCGCCCGUCCUACGACCACGCCUCCGCCACUCCAAAUCAGCCAUCAUGCCGUCUGUACAGCAGUGCUCCAGUCUGGCCCCCAGACGCCUCCUGGUCCUCGACUGCGCCCUCUCCAACCCAAACUUCUCCAACGGCCGCGUGUUCUCGACAUGCACCCACGGCGCGGCCACGCAAGACAUUGUCUCCGACAUGUGCACGCUGCCGGACGGCAUCGCCCUCGACCGGGCCGCGGGGCACAUGUACGUGACGCACAUGGGCGGCGCGCUCAGCACGAACAGCGGCAGCAUCAUGCGCUACGACCUCGACGGAUCGAACGCGCAGUGCGCCAUCGCGCAGGGCAGCAAGGGAGUCUGGACGCCCAAGCAGGUCACGUUUGCCCAGCACGACGCGAAGAAGUGGAUAUACUGGUGCGACCGCGAGGGCAUGAAGCUGUGUCGGGCGUGUGUCGACACGCUGCCCGCGACACCCGAGGUGCUGCUCGAGACGGGCGACCCCGCGCUGGACACGGACAGGAGGCGGUGGUGUGUCGGCGUUGCUGUGGAUGCGGCGCGUGGGACCGUGUACUGGAGCCAGAAGGGCGCGCCAAAGGCGUCCGAGGGUCGGAUUUUCCGGGCACAGGUGGACGACGUGCGAGGGACAAGGGAAGUGCUGUUCGAGCGGCUGCCGGAGCCGAUUGAUCUCGACCUUGACGCGGAGAGGGGGGUGUUGUAUUGGGCGGACCGCGGGGACCCGCCGCGGGGGAACAGUUUGAACCGCGCCUUCGUGGGGAGCGGGCAGGUUGGCGAGGUGGAGAUUCUGGCUACCAGAUUCCAUGAGGCGAUUGGGCUGGCGCUGGACACGGAGGGGGGGAAGUGCUAUGUCAGUGAUCUUGCGGGAGGCUUGUACGAGGUCGACCUGCAGACGCGGAAGAAGAAGGUGCUAUUCCCCGAGCUGGGGGACUUGACUGGGAUAGCGUUGGUGUAGGUGUACGAGGACGGCAAGCUAUCUGGAGCAGCAUUCGUUCGGAUAAGAGCUCUGUACAUAUCGUAUCGUACACGUGCAUGGCCCGCAACUCUGGGCUCCGUUUUACAGCCAGCGUGCGCUGCUUGGACCUUGAAUGCCUGCUUGGACCUUGAAUGCCUGCUUGGACCUUGAAUGCCUGCUUGGACCUUGAAUGCCUACUUGAACCUUGAAUGCCUACUUGGACCUUGAAUGCCUACUUGAACUUUGGCACAACAGGCCGCUUCGUAACAGCCAGCGCAACCCACCCUCCAAUCAGCGCCAAACCGCCCAACGGCGUCACAGGCCCGAGCACCUUUCCAAACCGCUGCGGAUCCAAGACGAGCAGAUACAGGCUGCCGGAGAACAUGGUCAUACCAGCCGUCAGCA